GGAAGCUGAGGCUGAAGACAGAGAAGAACAAGAGGUUAUGAGGGAAGGAAGUAAGGACGACAGAGUGGAGAAAGAAAAGGGGGAAGAGGAGGCAGAAAAAGAAAUAGAAGAAGAAAACGAGGUGAUGGUUGACGAAGAGGCGGCGGAGACAAAAGGAGAGAUGGAGGAAAAACUAGAAAGGAUUGAUGGAGAAGAAGAAGAGGUGGAGGAAAAAGAAAUGAUGAUGGAGGAGCAAAAGGUUUAUGGAAAAGAAGAAAAUGAUGCUGAGAAACAAGAAGAAGAGGAAGAGUUAGAGAGUGUAACAGACCAAGAAGAAGAAGAGCAGCAGUGGGAAGAAAAACCAGCUGAUGAGGCAGAUUAUCAGAAAUCUUCUUCUUCACCUCAACAACAGUUUGACCGGACAGAACCAGUGAGUCAUGACGGAGAAGAGCCGGAGAAAAACUCAGUCACUGCCAAACUGAAGAGAGAGAACAUUUAUCCUACAUGGCCGAGCAGCGACAAAGACUGUGAGGAGGCUUUUCUGAGCAGCAUCGACGCUGCAGCUCAAACUGCUGCUGCAGAGACAGAGACGGACACGAAUCUCCCUCCUGUCGCUGCUCGUCUGAGGGAUCUGCUGGACGGUGAAGACGACGACGACUCACCUGAACUACACACAGAUUUACUGGCACCAGGUUGCAGGCUGGAGAAAAGAGUGACGCUGAUGGAUGCAGCAGCUCAGUCGUCAACGGCGGCCGGACGGGAAAACAAAGAGGUCAGUCUGACCCAGAACCCUGCGGCGGAAGCAAAGGAGGGCGAAGGAGCCAAAGACGAAGGAGGUCAAAACUCUUCUAAAACGAACGGCGAGGCGGACGACAAGACGAGCGGCGGCCGUCAGUCAACGAAGUACAAAACUGUGUCCUACAGGAGGAUCCGGAAAGGAAACACCAAACAGAGGAUUGAUGAGUUUGAGGCCAUGAUGAACUCCUGAUCGGGCCUUAAAUAUUGUCAGAAGGUUUGGUUCAAAUGACCAAGUUGCUUUUUGUGAUCCUGUAUUUGUGGAUGAUGAUUCCCAUCGAUAAAUAAAUAGAGAACCCAGGAGAGAACCAUGUGGUACUCCAUUUUUAAAUAUAUAUAUUGAUCGUCUUAUUGCUAGGACUGAAAUUAGAUUUGGUUUUGCAUUACACCCUCGUCAAAGCGUUCUCUCAUAGUGUGUUUCUCCCUCUAGUUUUCUGUGUAUCUAUUUAUCUAUAUAAUCUAUUUUCCCAGCAUAUCAAAAGCUUUUGUGACAUUAAUGCCCAUACUUCAGCCUCUGAGGCAAAACAUCAUCUCCCUAACGGCUGAGUU
Scophthalmus maximus (turbot) is the source of this 1323-nucleotide messenger RNA. Its product is annotated as cilia- and flagella-associated protein 251-like. The record is from RefSeq and is a predicted model, not a curated record. The transcript is spliced from 2 exons. Gene Ontology annotation, molecular function: actin filament binding. Gene Ontology annotation, cellular component: internode region of axon; myelin sheath; paranode region of axon. Bases 38 to 967 code for a protein of 309 amino acids. NCBI's taxonomy places the organism in Eukaryota, Metazoa, Chordata, Actinopteri, Pleuronectiformes, Scophthalmidae. Gene Ontology annotation, biological process: regulation of cell projection organization; regulation of cell shape; actin filament organization.